This is a messenger RNA of Bombyx mandarina (wild silkworm), 6057 nucleotides long. It is a transcript of the gene dlt, whose product is annotated as codanin-1 like protein dlt. Gene Ontology annotation, cellular component: nucleus. Gene Ontology annotation, biological process: chromatin organization. The record is from RefSeq and is a predicted model, not a curated record. Lineage: Eukaryota; Metazoa; Arthropoda; Insecta; Lepidoptera; Bombycidae.
UUGAAAAAUGGCGAUCGUCAAAAAUAAGAAGAUCCUAAGCAAAAAUCGAUUUUUAAUAUUUACACGUUUUUUAUAGUUUUUGUCUUGAAAAAUGCCUGAAACCAUAAUCGAAAGUGUCCUAAGAGGAAAUUUAGACGUAGGCUUAUUAGUUAAAUGGCUCAACGACGAAUCAAUCGAGGAAACUGAAGAUUGUGUAUUAAAUUGCUGUGAUAAAAAUGAGUUUGUGUCCUAUUUCUUGGCUUAUUUGAGGAACCAAACGGACAGUAUCACACAAACGAACAGCAGUGCAACACAAUUACUACAGCACAGCACACCAGAACAGCUCUUCAGCUCGCAAAGGAAGCACCAUCGUUCAAUCAGCGAUCCGACUAGUGAGGAUCGAUCAAAGGAUAGCCUGUCAGUAAAGUCCGAGAAACACAGUAGCCAUGAAUCACCUAACAGAGACAGAAAAAGAGGAAAAAAAGUCAAGACGAAACUCUUCCCUGAAGAUCGAAACCUAUCAAUAUCUUCAGAUGAAUCUAAGCUUUGCAUCGGUGUUGAGAGGCUCGUCUUGUCGAGUACACCCUUAAAGAAUGGUCCGAAUCAUAUGGAAAACUCAAAUCUACUUAGUCCGGUAACACCUAGGUGCGAUACGCCCAGAAUCAACUACAAAUCUAGGUCGCACGAGAAAUGUCUAGGCGAUUUCAUGAUAAACAUCAAAAGUGCAAAGAAAAAAAAACCUAAAGAGCCUGAACCGAAAAUAGAAUUAGAUCUGAGUAGUUCUGAGUUCCCAGAAAUAGGUGCCAGAAAAGCCAGCUCAUUAAGAUCUGAGAAACGUAGGAUUAAGCCAACGAAUAUAGAUAAGAAUUCCCAGAAAAGUUGCUCAUUCAACAGCUUCACCGAAUUCCAAAGACCGUCACCAAUGGCUCUAGAGGACAACGCUUUGUUCCAACCUCAAAAGUUGCAGCCAAAAGAGGCUUCGAGCACCUUUGAUGCUGAAAGAAACAUACUGAAGCAAGAGAGACACAAGCUAAUGGAGAAAUUCAAUAUUUUAAACACAAAUUUAACUUCUACACAAAGAAUUAUGCCACAAAUCAAAGUAACGCAAAAAGAAUUUGAAAAGAGCAAAACAAUUACUAUGACGGAUGUCUCUAAUGUUUUAUUCAAAGAGAAAAUUGACGAAAUAGUUCUUAUUUAUGAGGUUAUAAUGAAAAACAAUUUAAUAUUAAGCAUUAACAAAGAAAUUUAUUUUUUAAUAACUAUAUUGAUAUCUAAGCAGUACGACGAAGAGUGUACCUAUGCCGAAAGCAAAUUGAGAGACAAUGAUUUUGAAUAUUUACUCCAAAGUGUUCAUAAUGCAACAUAUUUUGCUGUAAAAUCAUUGUGGCUUAAUCGUUUUGUGCUAGAAGUUAUUUUGGAUAAAAAUUCAUUAAAAACAUUGGGGGAAAACAAGAAUGUGAGAAAUUUUUAUCCAGAUCUAGCUAAGUUUCUGCUGAAUUGCUACGGACUGAGGUGCGAAGCGGAGGCCAAUCAGGAGCGACCGCGGGCGCAGGACGCGCGUCCGUCGAACGGCGUCAUAUGUUUCAAUUCCGAGACGGACAACGCCGACAACUUUCCGAGCGCGCUGAGCUUUCAGAACUUCAAAAAGCAGAGGGACAUGUUCUACGAGGCCUUGAGGUGGUACGGACAGGAGGGCGCGGUGCGGGCGCGCGCCCGGGGCUGCGUGGCGGGCGGGGGCGGCGCGCCGGACAACUGCAAGCACCUGGCCGCGCUGCUGCUGCGGCACAUGCUGGCCUCCUGUCUGCCCGGCAGCGACGGACUCUCCCAGGAGUCGAAGCUGAGCAAGCUGCAGCGGCGGCUGACGUGCCCCAACGCGCCGGACCCGCACCGCCUGCCGCACUUCACGCCCGCAGAGAUGUUCUACAAAGAGUUCAUAGCGCACGCGGACGGCGACUCAUUCCGCGCGCACCUGCGGGACGCGCUCGCCACCGAGCUGCGGGCGCUCGACGCCGCGCACUUCAGCCUCGACGACAACUCGAACAACGAGAUAUCGAAGGAGUUUUUGAAGAUCUCAAAGAAGCUGUUCCUGCUGGCCAAGUUCCUGGGCUACGUGACGUCACUUCCGUACACCCAGUCGCCGGAAGCGACCAAAUCCAAUAUGAUCGUUAAGGAGACGAAGGACUAUCGGUACUCGGUGCCCAAAGAGAAGGUCCUGGAGAACGACCUGUAUUUGAGAAAUUAUAGCCAACCGUCACUGGACCUGAAGGGCAUGCUGACGAGGUCGUACGAGAGCGGGCGCCUGGCGCUGACGCUGCCCUGGGUCGUGCACUUCCUGUCGAUGCUGGACUACGCCAGCCUCAGGACCAGAUACUACCAAGAACUACUCAAUUUAAUUGAAGAGAUAAAUAAAAAGAAGUUGAACAUGAAAAAGAACACGGCGGUGUACGUGAGGUCGCUGCUGGGCUGGCUGUCCGAGCUGCCGCAGUACCCGGGAGGCCGCUGCGGGGGCCCGGCGGUGGGAUUGUGCGCGCCGCCCGCCGGCCCCACGCUGGACUCGUGCGACCUGGUGGACCACUCCAGCAUCCAGGAGCUGUGCCCGGCGCUGCGGAGCCUGGGCGCGCUGCUGGCCACCUGCCGGGCGGAGUGCGAGCAGCGGGACAACAGCUUCCGGCACAUCACCCCCGUCAGCCUCAGCCUCAACCACGAGGAACGACUGCGCAACAAGGAAAAGGAGCUGCAGCUCCGCCUCGAGGAGGAGUUCCUCAAGAGCCAGCCGUCGUCCACCCGGCGCGUGCUGGAGCUGGUCAUCGAGCGCGUGACGUCGGCGUGCGUGCGCGAGCUCUCCGCCACCGUGCUGCUGCAGGCGCGCGAGCGGGCGCGGGACGACGCCAGGGCACUCCUCGGCGCCAGCCAGGGGGACGACGAGACGCGGCUGGUGCAGGCGGUGCGCGCGCAGUACGCGGAGCAGGCCCGGCGAGCGCGCCCCGCCGCCCUGCAGCGCGCCCGCCGCACCGCCGCCGCCCGCUGCCGCGCCGCACUCGCCGCGCUUGCCUGCCGCCCGGACCCGACCCCGCCAGUACGUGCCCCCCACCGCACCCCUGCCGCCCCCCAGUCGACCUCGUAUAACGCGCAUAUCCUCUGCAAAGACAUCAAGGCGGAGAUGAAGCUCCUGACGGCGCCGAGCGAGGCGGCGGGGAGCCCCGGGCCGCGCCCCGCCGCCGCCGCCGCCAUGACGGCCGCCGACUUCGACGCCGUCAACGUCAGCCCCUCCACCUGCAUCAUCACACUGAAGGAAGCGGUGUGCCAGCUGCUGGACGGGGGCUCCCCGGGGGGGCUGGGGGGGCUGCUGUCCGCGUGCGCGCUGGCGUGCUCGCCGCGCAACGUGUUCUGUCGCCCGCCGACACAGCGCGCCAUACUGCAGCUGUCCGUGGACCUUUGCGUCAUAUACGUGAGCAGAAAGCCAAACGAACUAACGGACGAGUUCCUGAACGCUCUGCACGGCGUGUGGGACACGUGCUGCCCGGACCGCCCCCGGCCCCCGCCCCCCGACCUCGCCCCGCCCCCGCGCGCCCCCGACUCGCCGCCCGACGAGGACAGAGCGGGGGCGGCGGGGGGUGCGGGGCCCGGGGGGGCGGCGGACGAGUGCCGCGGGCUGCUGGAGCUGUUCGACCACAUCCUAUGUCCGCGGAACAUCGUUAUCCUGAGCGCGUCCCCCGGCGCCAAGCCCGACGUGUGGGGGCGCCUCGCCGCCGUGCUCGUGUACCUGCUGAGGAACUACUUCCUGAGCGAGGACUCCCUCACGGAGCAGUGCCUGGCCGUGUACCGGCAGGACUGGCCGCAGUCGACCCUCAAGAGCCUGUCAUCCUGCAUGAAGUCGGUGUCGUCGAGCUGGUGCCAGUCCUCGACGGGGAAGUUCACGCUGUUCCUGGACUUCCUGGCGGAGUACUGCGGGGACAUGGACUACGAGCCCGCCGACUGACGCACAGCUCCACGGGCCCAACAGUCGCCGAGGGCGCUGUACGAAUGUAGUACUCGAGUGCUGACGUCACGACGACUAAAAAGUACAUUACAGAAAAGUUAUAUAUAUAUCGAUUUAAUUUAUAUAAUAAUAUGUAUAUAAAUACCUGGACCUGGACCUCGCCGAGAUGAGCGGGUUAGACAGAAAAAAAUCAUAGUUUAUUAUUAAAGCAUGUUUUGUUGUAACAUUACGUCGAAACACCACAACAAAAUAUAUUAGAAGUAGCGCCUUAUCUACGAAUUCAAUCUAAUUAUUUAAUAAGUAAGGAUACGAUAUUGGUGAUGCCCGUGGACAGAUGCACGAGUCGUCAGCUGGCGGCGUUGUGGCCACGCGAACUUCAAGUGCCAUCUGUUUUAAUUUUGGUAACCCUUUUAGCGCUGAGCUUAUUUUCAAUUAUUUGAUCGCGUCGAUAUAUCGACGGUUCGCGCUCAAAGGGGUGUUUCUGCAGGUUUGAAUGGCAGACUGUUUAGCGUCUGCGCGAGCGGGGGGGAAUCAAACCCACUGAAAGUAACUUGGCGAAAUCCUCCAAAGACUCCACUGAAGUCUUUAGUAAACAACUGCCACUGUACAGAUAAUGAAUUAAAUUCAACUCAUUGAUUUUAUAUAAUUUUUUAUAAAACGGAAUGUAAAAAAAAAAAGCUUGGCUUAAAGGUCUCAUUACCGGGACAAGAAAUCUUCAAAAUUAAAAAGCUGGACCUCUAAUGGUGUCUUAAAGGACUUGGAACUAAUUAACUGAACGUGCAUUUAAUUACAUAAGUUGUUUUUUUUUUAUUAAUGACAUCCCAUCUCAGUUUAAUUCCAUUAAAUAAUAAAGUCCAAUCAAUUAUAUUCGUUUUGCACUAUGCAUUUUUAUAACCAGGAGUUGCGAUGAAGUUUUUAAGCUUAAACGAGUCUCGUCCAGACUCAUCUAUACAGAACUAGUCGGUGGGGGGGCAGGGCCGGACUCAAGCAUGGGGGCUCUUCAACCGAAGGGGGGGGGGUGGAAUUUGGUACAUUAUUGAAAAUAAAAUGCAUACGAUUUACGUGCUUUAUUUCGUUAACUCGGUGUGCCUUCGAGCUUAAGCUUUUGAUAAUGAAGGCUUUUUGGUCGCUUAAUAGGGGUCCCGAGAUGGGGGACCUAAUCCGCUGAUGUGUCCCUCGUCUCAUGAGGUCUCUGGUGCGACAGAUACACACCGCUUGAAGGCUUCUGGUCGCGGAAUAUUUGUGUGUAUACAUGUCGUCCGCGUCAUUAUAUUAUGAUAUGGAGCUGACAUGUGUGGAGAUGUUAACCAAAAACUAGUGGGGCGUGUGUUUCGCUUCGAGUAGAUUCGGUUACUAACUGCCUCUGUGUUAUCCCUGUAACGUUUUUAUAGUCGAUACGACAUCCCUAGGAUUAUCGAGAACAUUCCUGACAGGUCGAGUAAUUUCGAUAUGUGUUUCCGCUGUUUUAUAAUAGAUGGCGUUGCACUUUUCGAGCGUUCUCGAUUUUACAGGUUCUUUCGUUUCGCUAUUCGACGGUAGAUGGCGUUACUCUUACCUGCGUACACGCAACAAUAUCUUAAAAUGUUUUCACGUGUUUGAGGAAAAAUUAAAAAACUUUUAUUGAUUUAUUUCGGUUUUAUUCAACUAAUAUAAUUGAGGCCCUCCGUGACUCACGGAAACAGUAAAGUUUUCGCGAUGCAUGUAUAAGUUUUUUUUACUUAAAUACCAAAGUCCCGACUGUGUAAAUGUUGACAAAGCUUACGACUGUCGAACUUAAAGCUGCCGUUCGUUCCGUCCAAAUGAACUGCUUAUCCCCAGAAGUCACUUCCUCCAGGUAACCAACGAAUAAUAAUAUAUAACAUGCGGUAUACUCAAUUUUAAUUGGCAUUUUAGAUUCAAGGAUGUUUAUAGAUAAAUAAAAAUGUACUUUAAGAGUAAUCUGACAAAUAAAUUAAUGGAAAUGGCAACACCACGUAAUGUAUUAAUGUGAACAUGUAACACCAUGUACAUAGGUGUCUUAUUGGAAUAAAAAUAAGAAAGUACAGUAUUUUAUUAGAAAAAAAAUGUAUGUAAAAUAAAUAUAUAAAUAAUUAAUAACA